GGCCAACUCCGUUCCUGGUCAAAUGGACCCAUCCGCAUUGACGUGGAAUACCCACCACACGGUCAAUGAAGAGCACUCUUAUUGCUACUGUGGUAGAGAUCGCAGCUUACUAGAACCAAAUAUACAAUGCCGAAGAUGCCGAAAUUGGUAUCAUGUCAACUGCCUUCAAAAGCCAAUCUCGCACGCGCUGCCCUUUAUGACAAACUAUAACUUCCAGUGUGCAAUGUGUAGGGACGAAGAAUUCUUUGAACGUAUUACAGCUUCAUGGAAAGAUAUCUGUUGGACAGCCAUCGCAAACUUGAUAUUACAAGAAGUUGUACGCGAAAAUGGACCUGAUCGAGCGUUGUACACUAGUAAAAACUCACAUCUCAUGGAACACGAAUGGCGUCCUGAUCGAUUCUUUUUUAACAAAAAGGACCAUAUUAUACCCUUUGUUGAUGCGAAUUGGAAAAGCAUUUGUACAGAUAGAGCGCGGACCACUACAUGGUGGGCAACAUUAGGAUCUACGUUGUACACAGCCAAAGAUAUGUUUAUAACUCGCGAUGAACAUCACCGAACCGCCGCCUCUGACUUCUGUCUGGUGGAUGCCAAUUUGUGGAAUGUCCGGCCGAACAUUGUUCAAUCCAGUGCUAAAGCAAUUCCUAUUGUUCAAAAGCCAAUGAUGAAAGAAAGGUCACAAAAGAUGGAAGCACCAGCAGUCAGCACACCAGUGUCAUCACCUUCACCAACGGCCUCUCCAACCCCAUCCGUAGUAACAACAUUUCAGCAGACAUCAACACAAGCCGCCGACCACCCAUACAAUCGAUAUGGCUUCAAAUAUACGCCUUGCCGAGCAUCGCCAAUUCUGAAGCUGUUAGCAUACAGCCAAGAUGACGCUAGCCGGUGUACACUUAGUACUACAGAUCGCAGUCCAUACGCUUCAAUCAGCAGAGACGGCUUGGUGCUUACAACAGAUCGAGGCUGGCGCAUGUGUAGAGCUAAUGUAGGUGUUCGACAAGGAACGUGGUACUGGGAAGCAACUAUGCAACCAGGUCAAGGAAUGUCCAGCGAUGGUCCACAUGUUCGAUUGGGUUGGGCAAGGCGAGAAGCAAGUUUAGAUGCUCCGGUGGGAUUCGAUGCUUACAGCUAUGGCUAUCGUGAUGUUACAGGGGAGAAGCUGUUUUGCUCAAGGCGAGAACACUACGGCGAAGGAUUCGAAGUAGGAGAUGUUAUUGGACUAUUGAUACGACUUCCUGAACGUGAUACUUCCAACUUUAAAAGCCCAACUCGACGACGAAUCCCUAUUGCAUAUAAGGAUGCUCUCUGGUUUGAAGAAAAGGAUUACAGGCAAAGCAAGGAAUAUGAAGCUUUAGCCAACUCGUAUCAGCAAAAGACAUCAAAAAACUUGGGCGUUUUGGAAGGCUGGAAUCCUCAAACGCUUGAAAACUCACAAAUCGAAAUAUUCAAAAAUGGCAAAUCUCAAGGCAUAAUGUACGAUAACCUAUUUGAUUAUGAAGACUUUGGUCGCCUGGCUGAAUCCAUCAAAGGAAACCGGCGCAGUAAGAAAAGAAAAGCCCAUCAUGACGCUGGUUCCACAUCGGUGAUGGGGAACGCGGCAGAGGAGGAAGAUGCUGCGAGAAGACAGCAAUGGACCGAAGAGCCUCCAAUUAAAGACGAUGGUACUUUAGGAUAUUAUCCAGCUGUCAGUGUUUAUGGCGGCGGAGUGGUAUCUUGCAACUUUGGUCCCAAUUUUCAGUAUCCACCUCGAACAGGUUCUGACUGGCGACCUAUGAGCGACCGUUGGGAUGAGUAUAUGGCCGAGGAGACCAUAUGGGACUUGGUGGAUGAAGCUGACCGCCGCAGUCGACGAACAAGCUCUUGAAAACAAAGUUGAGUGUGACUCACUGUGUCGAAGUUACUGUAGUUUGAUUUCUCUGAAAAGAAUGUCAGGACAAGAAGCUGCUGCUGCCGCUGCUACCAGCGAACAAAAUCUCCAAAAGGAUCCAGUCACUGGAGAGAUGAUCUCCAAGUCUGAGAUGAAGAGACGCCAGAAGCAACAAGAGCGCUGAGGAAGGCGAAGA
Molecule: messenger RNA, 2060 nt
Organism: Umbelopsis ramanniana AG
Lineage: Eukaryota; Fungi; Mucoromycota; Umbelopsidomycetes; Umbelopsidales; Umbelopsidaceae
Exons: 7
Coding region: 23-1861 (612 amino acids)
Cellular component (GO): Set1C/COMPASS complex
Molecular function (GO): protein binding; transcription cis-regulatory region binding
Source: RefSeq, a predicted model, not a curated record